This is a messenger RNA of Gossypium arboreum, 1125 nucleotides long. Its product is annotated as probable CCR4-associated factor 1 homolog 11. Gene Ontology annotation, cellular component: CCR4-NOT complex; P-body; CCR4-NOT core complex. Gene Ontology annotation, molecular function: poly(A)-specific ribonuclease activity; nucleic acid binding. Bases 1 to 1125 code for a protein of 374 amino acids. The transcript has 4 exons. The record is from RefSeq and is a predicted model, not a curated record. Lineage: Eukaryota; Viridiplantae; Streptophyta; Magnoliopsida; Malvales; Malvaceae.
AUGUCGAAUUCUAGCAAUAAAUCCAUCGUUGUGAGACAAGUUUUUGCUGAAGAUUUGGACAGUGAACUUUUGAUGAUUAAGGCAGCAAUUUUGAGGUAUCCUUUUGUAUCUAUAGAUAUUGAAUUUCCGGGGACGAUAUUUAAACCUAGUAAGCAAAUGAUCCGUGAAGGCAAUCCGAUUAUCAAUUAUCACUACAUGAAGUUGAAUGUUGACGCGCUUCAAAUUAUUCAGCUCGGCUUGAGUCUUUCAAAUGCUCAGGGUAAUUUACCGAACUUUGAUUCUCCCUUUUCUUACAUUUGGGAAUUUAAUUUUAAAGAUUUCGAUAUCAAUCGAGACCGUUAUGCUAGCGAUUCGAUCGAGCUGCUCAAACGUCAAGGGAUAGAUUUUGAGAAGAAUAAAGAGAAAGGGAUUGAUUCUAAAGAUUUUGCAAAGAAGUUUUGGGAUUACGGCUUGCUUUUCAACUGCUAUGGUCUGAAAAGUAUUACCUGGAUUACUUUUCACGGCAUUUAUGACUUCGGAUUCAUGCUAAAGAUUCUUACUCAAAGUCCACUGCCUUUGCAUCUUCACUCGUUCGUGCAUCAAUUGGCUUAUUUCUUUGGCUACAACAUUUUCGACCUCAAAUACACCUUCAAGUUCUUGGGGCUGCUAGGCGGUUUAGAGAAAAUAGCUCAAGCAUUAAAUGUGGCUCGUAUUACCGGAUCAAGUCAUCAAGCCGGGUCGGAUAGUCUACUCACGCUUCGAUGUUUUAUGAAGCUCAAGAAUACUGAAGUAGGCGACUUGGAUGCAAAGCAGGAAGCAUUGGGGUUCUUGGACUACUGGGGUUUGAUUAACUUUCAUCCAGGUGAUUCUGCGGUGGUGAUUGAAUCACGCCCAUCAGUUGUUCCCAAAGCUAACCUUUCAACUCCAUGCAUGCCAUCUGGGUUUCUUCCAGAGUCUGCAGUUCUUGAUGAUUUGUUGAGACUUGAGGGACCAUUUGUUGAUUACCAUUGCAACUCUUGUUCAGCUGAUUGCGCUCGGAAGCGCUACCAUUGCCAGAAGCAGUUUUAUGUUCCUAAGAGAGCAAGAGGGAAUUCUGUCCCUAAAGAUGUCUCUGAAGCAGCAGAGACUAAGACAAUUUCUCAGUAA